Physcomitrium patens is the source of this 2687-nucleotide messenger RNA. RefSeq names its product UDP-glycosyltransferase 76C1. The record is from RefSeq and is a predicted model, not a curated record. Gene Ontology annotation, molecular function: UDP-glycosyltransferase activity. Lineage: Eukaryota; Viridiplantae; Streptophyta; Bryopsida; Funariales; Funariaceae.
UAACACGCCAUGGCGUCCACUUUUGCGACGAAGGCACACAAUCGAGUACAAUUCCCUUGCAGCCACCAGGUUUGACUUCAUAGCCAGGCCGAUGAUUGAAGAACUUCCCUGUGGUACAGUGCAGAUAUGUGCUCACGGAGCAGGCCUGCGAGACAGUGCGUGGGAGUGUCGGUCUUUUGUGGAAGGCAGACAGGCAGGAGAUUAUUCACUCAUGCGAUUGUUUCACAAGGCUGAGGAUUAAUUGUGCGAAACUCCGCGCGCAUUCAGUUGAGUGACGCAACAAUUUACUCUCGUGCUGGAGAGACUCUACAGCCAUACUUACAGUUGUAAGUUUGAUAUUAUAUGCGCAGUCACUUGUUUUGGACGAACUGGGUUUGGGUGCAUCUUGUAGAAGGAUACGUUAGCUGAGUUUGUAGACGUGAAUUGGGUGCCACUUUUGCGAGAGAUUGGGUUUUAAUAUUUGAGAUUAAAUGUUAACUUCGCAUCCACGAUUACGGGGGACAACAUGUAGGAGAUCUUUUGCGGUUCUGAUCACUAGAGUAGACUGAAUUAGCAGAUGCAGGAGGUGAUCAGUCGGAAGCUCUGUUUUCACUGCAACCACAGAGCGGUGGGUGAAGAUGCAAAGUGCUAGAAUAGAUUGAGUCGGUUGCUGGAGCCAAUAUUCAAUUAGGUUCUGGUGUUAUUGAAUAGGCAUCUUAAUGUGCCUGUGUCUCUGCCUCUUGCAAUGAAUGAUUAUCUUGCGGAGCUAGUGUCGCUAAGGAAAUCGCAAAACGACUCGCUAGGCUACGAUAAUUCUGUUCUCGUCUGCUAAACUGAUCACCGGAUGGUUUCAAAACGUUUAGGCAUCCUUCGAAGACCAAGAAGAUGGCUGCUAAUGGGGAUGCUGUCGCUGCUCCGGUUGAAGGCCAGAAGUCCGGGUGCCAUCUUUUGGUGAUUCCAUAUCCUGCUAGGGGGCACAACUUGGCAACACUUCAGUUGGCUCGAAUGUUUUUGCCAUAUGGAGUCCGCAUCACUGUGGGAAAUAUUUUCGACAACAUGGCACAAGAUUUCCUCGACAUUUGCCGAGCAGAGGACAUGACAGUUGUGAAUUUGGGUGUUCGUCCUGCUGACCACCCUGUCAAUACGAACUUGCCAUAUUUUGACGUUGUGAAGAGAGUACAAGGCGAGACGGAGCAGUUGGUUGAGAGGCUUAAUGCAGACACUGAAUCACCUCCCCUGACAUGCAUUUUGAGCGACAUUUUUCUAGGGUGGACACAGGACGUGGCGGACAAGUUUGGCAUACCAAGAUACGUCAUAUGCGCAUCGAUGGGCAAGGUUAUGGCAGCCUUGCUCUAUAUGCCCGAGCUUGCAGCUCAAGGAAUACUGCCGGUGGAACCCUCCAAAACAUCUGAGCUUGUACAUAUACCUGGACUUCAGCCCACUAGGUGUGGCGACCUAUCUCCAGCCGUUCAAACUGCAUCCGGCCUACACAUGUACACAGAAUACGUCUACGGCUGUUGCCAGCCCGCUGUGGAAGCUCCGGGGUGCUUUAUCAAUUCAUUCUACGAGCUGGAGCCCUCUUGUAUCGAUUCUCUUCGAUCUCAUCCUUAUCGGCGUGCACACUCUCAGGGGCCUAAUGGAAGGAGCGUCUUUCCAGUUGGGCCUUUGGUACAUGACUCAUAUUUGGAGCUAUUGAGGUCUGGUCCAACCGUGAAGCGAUGUAGCUCAGUGGAACCUGAAGCUCCCUACUUGAAAUGGUUAGACAUGCAGCCAAAAGAUUCAGUGAUUUUCGUGAGUUUUGGAAGUUUGGCCUCUUUAUCCAUUCAACAAAUACGUGAAUUAAUAUUAGGCCUGGAAGCAAGCAGUCAUCGAUUCCUCCUGGUAAUUCGGCCUACCGCUUCUGAGGACGCCGAUGAAAUACUCCCCCUGCUUACGAAAAGCUUCGAGGAGCAAAGACUUUCAACUGGAUUUGUGCAAUCUGAGUGGGUAAACCAGUUCGACGUCCUGUCUCAUCGGGCUGUAUGUGGUUUUCUCUCUCAUUGCGGGUGGAACUCCACUUUUGAGAGCAUCUGCCGAGGCGUGCCUCUCUUGGGGUGGCCAAUUCAAGCAGAUCAGAAGCUAAAUUGCAGGUUUCUUGUUGAUGAAGCCAAGACUGCACUCGAAGUGCAUAAAGGACCGAAUGCUUUUGUAUCGAGAGAGGAGGUGGCGCGAGCUGUUCGGCAAUUGAUGACCGAACCUGAGGGAGAAGUUAGAGCGAAUGUGGGGAAGCUGCGUGAGCAGUUAAAGGAAGCAGUUUCUAAAGACGGAUCAGUGCAAAGGAGCAUAGAAAAUUUUCUUGCUGAGAUAAGAUCGUCAAACAACUAGGUGACCGUUUAACAGUCAACUUUGAGUUGCUCACAGUUGUUCGGUUCUUAUGAAAUCGCCUCGUGUAUACCAUUUUCAUUGUAUUCUAUGGGUAAGGGACUCUAGUGAUGAUUUCAGAGCAUGCUGGCCAGGAAAGUUAAGAGCAACUCAGACACUUUUUUAGUGUUGAAAGACACCCAACGCGAGCUUCUCAUGGUAACACACGGAGCCUAUCAGAUUCGAACGCUAGCUUGAGGGUAAAUCGCUGUCUCAUUGUAUUACAUUACAAACAUGUAACCGAAUUUUUUUGUUUGACCUCAGUUCUUCGGGACUCCGAAGUAUUCGACGAUGCCGUUAAAAAAUAA